This is a messenger RNA of Petromyzon marinus (sea lamprey), 4242 nucleotides long. RefSeq names its product ER membrane protein complex subunit 2 (gene EMC2). Gene Ontology annotation, molecular function: protein binding. The record is from RefSeq and is a predicted model, not a curated record. Lineage: Eukaryota; Metazoa; Chordata; Hyperoartia; Petromyzontiformes; Petromyzontidae.
ACACGCGGGGUCGUGAGGGGUCGUGAGUGACGCCAGGAGGAGGGGACUGACGCUCCUACACGCGGGGUCGAGGGGGGGGAUACAGAGAGCGCGGCCACCAUGUCGUCCGUGGCGGAGAUGUACGAUGUCACUUGGGAAGAGAUGAGGGACAAGCUUCGGAAAUGGAGGGAAGAGAACUGCCGAAACAGUGAGCAGAUCCUGGAGGUCGGAGAGGAGCUCAUUAAUGAACAUGCUUCCCGGCUUGGCGAUGACAUUUGGAUCGUUUACGAGCAGGUGUGCAUUGCAGCGCUGGACUGCUCACGCCUCGACCUCGCAGUCCACUGCCUGAGACAGCUGCGGAGGCAGUUUCCUGGCAGCCACCGUGUGAGGAGGCUUGAGGGCAUGAAGUAUGAGUUUCAGGAGAAGUAUGAUGAGGCCAACAAACUCUACGACGAGAUCAUCCAGGAAGACGACGCUAACACGGCAGCGAGAAAACGCAAGAUCGCAAUCCUCAAGGCCCAGGGAAAGGUGGCUGAGGCCGUCAAAGAGCUCAACGAGUACCUCAAGCUAUUCGUCGCUGACCAGGAGGCGUGGCAGGAGCUGGCAGACCUCUACGUGUCCGAGCUUGAGUACAGCAAGGCGGCCUUCUGCCUGGAGGAGCUCAUCCUUUUCAACCCCCACAAUCACCUGUUCUGCCAGAAAUAUGCAGAGGUGAAGUACACACAGGGAGGUCUGGACAACAUGGAGGUGGCCAGGAAGUACUUCGCUCAGGCACUCAAGCUCAACAACAUCAACAUGCGCGCCCUGUUUGGCCUCUACAUGUCCUCCGUGCAUGUCGCUUCCAACCCCAAGACGAACACCAAGAACAAGAAGGACAACCUCAAGUAUGCGUCGUGGGCCGCCUCGCAAAUCUCCAGGGCCUACCAGCUUGUGGGUUCGGCACAGAAGGACGGCAAGGGCUCCGUCAAGAUGGUGGAGGACAUGCUGCAGUCACUGCAGAUCACACAGAGCUAGACCACCCUGACCACACCGCCACUGCUGCCAUGCGCAGAGCUCUACACGUACGCACACCCACCUGUGCUCACACCUGCCUGUGGUCACACCUGUACACACACCUCGGCACACACCGGCUUUUGCACCCGCACAUCUGUACACACGCACUGUCCCUGCAUGCGCAGACCUGUACUUGCAUGCAAGUCCUGUUUGCCAGCACGCAUUAAGACCGGUGCAGCGCAUGAGAGGGUGGUGUAGCGAGCAGCACAUCGAGCUAUAUAUGUCUCCCCAGUGCUGAUGUUUAACUCCACACCUAUUACUCAUUUAAGGCUGAGUCAACCUAGUGGAAGCCCAGGACCAGUAACAGACAUCAUUCACGAAUGUUAACCAUGACUGGUGCACCAACAACAAAUGGCAUUCUCUGGCGAUAUCACCACAGUGCAUGUACCAGGCUCGGUGCACUAUAAGGCCAGAUGAAGUGUCGAAGGACCACUGGCAGAAGGCCACAGGGUAGACCCAGGUGUUAUGGGUUAACUGAGAUGACUGGUAGUUCCACCUCGUGUUCUCCCUGCUGCGCCCACUGUGGGCACAGUUGGCUACACACACACAUCUGUAUAUACAUUGCCUCUAUGUGCACAGACCUCGAUACACACAUCCCAUGUCAUCCAUACACACCCAUAUCACACAACUCGUGUGGCACGCACAUGCCCAUGUCAAACCUCGCGACGCGCCCGUGCCAUGUUGCGGAGUGGAGCCCCCUCCCGUAAUGAAGACGCCUGGGCUACCGCCCCACCCCUGGUACGGAGCGGUCGCCUCCAACCCCACAGAUAAUGGGGAAGGGGACCCAGGCAGCAGAAACUUCAAACGUCCAGGACUUUUUACAGGCUUGUGAGACAAGCAUAAAAAUUCGGAAUGUGUGGGAAGAAUGAUGGCGGUGAUGCGGCGAUGGCCGUAGCGUUACCGGGUCCACUCACACCACCCCAGCCCUAACGGCGCCGCUGACGCCAUGGGACCAGCAGCAGCACCAGCGAGAGGGAGCAAACGCCGGGACCGGAAGAAGUGCCGUGAAUAGUGUCGACUUCAGCUCCAAUACCAGGAGCGGUGGUGGCAGGCGGCGGCGCUGACCCUCAGUGGAGAGCGAGUAUUUAUUGUUGGGGGGAGCGCAGGGCUCUUGUUUAGUAUGUGUUUGACUUCUAUUCUUAUUAAAGAGAGGACUUCACACAACCACAUCCUGCCGGGUGUAGAGUUGCAGCUGUAACUUUUAGUGUCAUGUUUAUUGUUGCUGUGAAGCACUCAUGGAGGGUUUAUGAUUUCCCAUCCCAUCCAUGUGAUCCAUCCCCACGCCAAUCGCCCAGCUCGUUACGAUGCUGCACUAGUGGCUGCUUGGUCGUUGGAGCGUGGCAGGGUGCUGGGUUUAGAGUUGGCUUUCUGGAUUGAUGUUGGAUGAGCUGGGAUGAGUAUAGAGUUUAGGUGCUGCGCUGGGUAUAGUUUUGGUGUUGAUCCCAUUGCAUCUGGUAAUAAUUUGGGUGUUCUGGAUAUUGGUCUAGAAAUAGUGGCUUUAGUUUGAGUGUUGGCUGGGUGAUGGUCUUGAGGUAGAGCGUAUAGUGUGGGCGAUAAUGAGCAGUAACAGCAUGAGUGGCAUGGGCCUUGAUGUAAGGAAUAAAAUCAGGACCCCUGUCCAGUUCCCACCACCCCUGUUCAUUGCCAUUUGUCUGAGCCCUUCAACCUGUGGGGCCCGGGGCAGUUGCACCACCUGCACUCCAUAGCUACACCAAUGGUGCUGGGUGUAGGUCGAAGUUGGGGUGUUGUGUCUGGAUGGGUGUUUGACUUUGUCUGGGAGUUCUUUGGCAGUGGGUUUAGUUUGGGGGGUUGGUUCGCAUUUCAUCCUUAUGGCAGUACCCCGGGGUACCAAAUAAUACAAAAUGGCCGAGGCAAUUAAAUAUUUUAUUUCUGGGGCACUUUUUUCCAGGGGUGUACUUAACUCCGCGACUUGGGUACCAAUCCGAAAUCAGUGCUACUCCGCGAUGUCGAAACGCAGCGAGGACUGAACGCUCGUAUGCACUAACGUGCAUCGUGUGCAGCUCAUCAAGAUGAGUAUUGCUGCAUCGCCGACCAUCAACAGACUAAAAAUAAGUGCAUCACGGACAUGCGAGAGCCAUAAGGUUAAUUUGAGGUAUUGGGCAUUGUGCUGUUCAGUUUGGGAAUCUUGGGUGGUGGGUUGAGAUUGGGUGUAGUUAUAAAGUCGGAUGUUGGGCUUAGUAUGUUUAGUUGGGUGUUCUCUUUUACUGCUGAACGUGGGUAUGGUGUUUGGGGUGUACAUUGGGUGUAGGGCAGGUGUUGCGCUUGGCUGAGGUUAUUGUUGACCCUAACCUGAGACCCUUAACACAGUUGUGACCCCAGUCGUGACCUUUAACUGCCACCCGUCGCGUUCGUGGCUGUGCAAUGCUGUGGAGUUUAAGUUGACCUUAAAGACAUAAGGCAGCUGCGUUUAUUGAUCUGAUGGCUGUGCUUAUUCACAACCGCACCCAACACGAGAAUCGUGUUCCACGGCGUCGGCUCCCCCCGUUCGCGGCUGUAUGAUCCAUUCUCCACUGGCACACCUGAGCCAUACCAUCGCGGGGCCCUCUCGGUAUGGGUGGUUUUCCACAAAGCUGAGCUGGAACCAUGCAGUAAAACUUUGGCCUCAUUUCAGACAUCUGGCUCGGGGUCAAGCGGAGUCACGGAUGGAUUUAAUCAUUCUCGACGUAUGGGUUGGGCAGUAAGCAACACGUUCAUUGUGUGAUGUCAGCGGCACGGAUCUGGUUCUCCAGUGGAAAAAAUGCUGGCUCGGCACAGACCCGACGUAAUUUGGUUGUACAGUGGAGAAGCGUGCAGAUGUGAGGCCAAGCUGAUGGGCUGUGCGACCGGUUUUACACCACAACCUGGGAAAUGCAUUCCCCUGGUGUACCUGCCAAGCCAGUUUCUAUCUCACCCAGACCCUCCUGUUUCCCCUUGCUCCUCUGACCAAUGGUCUUCACAUCUAUGUGUCCCCCAUCUCCUACUGUGUCUCCGACUCAUGGCCCCUGGCCACCUAUCUCCCUACGUUCUCGUCUCUUCCCACGUUCCCCCGUCUCAUCCAAUCCCCCGAAACAAUUUACCCCCGUGUCCCUCUCAUCAAAGGCCCCGCGCCCCCUAUGAGUGGCGCGCCUGUGCUUCAGCAGAAUGUCGCUGUGUGCACACACAUGAUUUUAACGUCGAUAUUUUUCAAAGAAAUAAAAUCAAAGAAGGUGA